UCCGCCGGAUCGCUUGUACUCUUCGACAAUUCGGAGAUCCCCACCCGGAGGCGGAAUGCCGGCGAGGAGUAGCCUCGGAGCCGCGGGGGCGGCUGUUGCUGCGGCGGAGGAGAAGGAUGCAGAGCUGGAGGUGACUCCCGGCGGAAUGGUGGUCCAGAAGCGCGAUCCCGACGCCGCGCCUCCGGCCGCCGUCGUGCCGACCAUCCGCCUCAAGGUGAAGCACGGAUCCGCCUACCACGAGAUCUACAUCAGCUCCCAGGCCACGUUCGGGGAUUUGAAGAAGAUGGUCGCGGAGCGCGUGGGAAUGCACCCGCUGGACCAGAGGAUCAUUUACAAGGAUAAGGAGCGGGACUCCGCCACCUUCCUAGACACCGCCGGCGUGAAGGACCGGUCGAAGUUGGUGGUGGAGGAGGAUGCCACGGCGAAGGCCAAGCGGCUGCUGGAGAUACGGAAGAACCACAAGAUGGAGAAGGCCGCCAAAGCCAUCGCCGCCAUCGCGCGUGACGUCGACAAGCUCGCCUCCAAGGUUUCGGCAUUGGAGACGAUCGUGAACAAAGGUGGGAGAGUGGUGGAGGAGGACGUGAUUCGAUUGAUCGAACUGUUGAUGAACGAGUUGAUCAAAUUGGACAGCGUCGUCGCCGAUGGCGACGCUAAGCAACAGAGAAGAAACCAGGUGAACAGAGUGCAGGCAUACGUCGAAACCCUAGACCGAAUCAAGAUCAAGAACUCAGCUCCGAAAGGCAAUGCCCAACCCAAACAACAACAGAACAGAGAACCAAAACCUCAGCGGCGAGUCCAAUUUCAGCAGCAGCAGCAGCAGCAGCCAGUAAUCGUGACAACAAACUGGGAGACAUUCGAUUCCUUACUCAUCCCAUCCACCUCCACCGCCACAAUCACCGUUGCGCCGCCCGCAACCACCACAAGGCUUGAUUGGGAGCUGUUUUGAAAGAAGAAGAAGAGGAAGAAGAAGAAGAACCUUAAAACCAAAACAGUAUGUGUGAUUAAACUUCCUCUCAAUCUGAAUUCAAAAUCACAUCUUGCUGCCCUUCCAUUAUUAUUUUUGUGUGCAUAUCUUCACAUAAUACUUGAGAUCCAUGAAACAAUAAGAUUAUUGUACCUACUACCAUCACUGCUAUGAGAAUUUUGUCUACAAUAUUGUAGAUUGCCAAAAAGUUGUUUU
Molecule: messenger RNA, 1180 nt
Organism: Zingiber officinale
Lineage: Eukaryota; Viridiplantae; Streptophyta; Magnoliopsida; Zingiberales; Zingiberaceae
Product: BAG family molecular chaperone regulator 1-like
Exons: 4
Coding region: 56-946 (296 amino acids)
Biological process (GO): protein stabilization
Cellular component (GO): cytoplasm
Molecular function (GO): protein-folding chaperone binding; adenyl-nucleotide exchange factor activity
Source: RefSeq, a predicted model, not a curated record